Molecule: messenger RNA, 3276 nt
Organism: Oryzias melastigma (Indian medaka)
Lineage: Eukaryota; Metazoa; Chordata; Actinopteri; Beloniformes; Adrianichthyidae
Gene: arid6
Product: AT-rich interaction domain 6
Exons: 5
Coding region: 534-2096 (520 amino acids)
Biological process (GO): regulation of transcription by RNA polymerase II
Cellular component (GO): nucleus
Molecular function (GO): transcription cis-regulatory region binding
Source: RefSeq, a predicted model, not a curated record
GUUCUAUAAUAAUACUGCUCAAACUGUGUUUCUUUGUAUUUUGCAAAUUUGCGGGGGUGUAUCUUAUCGUUUUCCUGUAGAUGCUCAAAGCAAGUCGAACUGGUUCUGCAAUGUAAAAUGCUAGGUAGGCAGUCGUUACAAUAAACACACAGCCUGUGCAGGUUUCUCACAUUAUUGCACAGACACUCGUGAGUGAAUGUCUGAAGUGGAGCGGCAGCAGGACUUUUAGGCUUUCUUAAUCGCUAGCGAACCUACGCGCCUCCUUGGUUUCUUUUUACCCAUCAGGCAAUGAGAUAAUUGGAUCCACGUUUGACAACUCAGAGGUGAGGAAUUAGUUUUGAAAAACCAAGUAGAUCCUUAAUGCUUUUUUUAAUUGAAUUUUGUUUUUAAGUAAGUUCUUGUACUUUUUUUUUUACUUUACCCCCCAAAAAAGGGAAUUUUUUACAUAUAAGUUUAAGGUAAAUUUUUCUUUUAUGUCAAUGUGAUCGGUAAAAAGUGACUAUUUUUUAAUUUAGGAAAAGAAAAAAAAUAAAAUGGAGCACACAAAACUUCCAGAAGAGGAAACCAAAAACCCGACGGAGGAUAUCACAGAGGAACAAUUCCUCAAAGACCUCUACACUUUCAUGAAGAAGAGAGACACUCCAAUAGAGCGGAUCCCCAACCUCGGCUUUAAGCAAAUUGAUUUGUUCGUGAUGUUCAAGACCGUCAACGAUCUGGGUGGCUACCACCAGGUCACCUCCCAUCAGCUGUGGAAGCAGGUCUACAACGUCCUGGGCGGAAACCCGCGAAGCACCAGCGCAGCGACCUGCACUCGCAGGCACUAUGAGCGGCUGCUCCUGCCGUAUGAAUGCCAUUUGAAGGGCAUUUUAAUAAACGCCGUCCCUCAGCCGAAACCUUACCACGACAAGGACAACUCCAGCGGGCAGAGGCCGUCGAAGCGCCGACUACUGACUCAUCAGGGAUCCUUCAGUUUCCAGUUCGAUCCAUACUUCCACUCUUUGCCCCUACAGUUCCCUCAGUUCUACCCCCCGAGUCAGCCCUUUCUUCCCCCUAUUUUCCCUCUCCUGCCCUCAGUGCUGGAGCCGCCCCAUGUCCUAAAGCCCACCGUCCAGCUCCAGCCACCGACUCUUGAUCCCGACACCAACCAGUCGCUGAAGGAGUUGCGGCAGCGGGCCAAGGAGUACACAUCCUCGUUUAGACAGAACGAACCGCUGAACCUGAGCACCAAGGCGUCCAGCUGCGACUCAGAGAGUCCGGCCUCGUCCUUUUCCACGCCGGCAUCUAACAAGAGUCCCAAGUUUUUGAACAAGCCGUCCACCCUCUACGCCCCGCGUCAGUCAGGAGUAGUCAGAAAUGAAGAAACCGGUGACUCCAGUGAAGAAGACACGGCUUUUUUAUAUCCUCCGAAAGCAAAGAAGGCACACGUCGUGAGGGCUUUCACGCCGCCGCACAGCCCUGAAUGCAGCUCGGAAGCUGACGAAGGUGUCCGAAAACCCAGCUCUCUGAAAUCAAGCCCUCUGCUUGAACCAGCAGAAGUCAAACAGGAAGAACGUCAGUCUUCUGUCAGCGAUAGUCAGCCUCAACCAGGAGAAGGAAGGAUGGAGUUCAAAGUGCCGCUGUCUGUGUUUUAUAAGUUGCUCAAAUCCUGUGGCCCCCCUGCCAUGUUGAGCCCUUCCGAGGAUGCUUCAGGUCAGAGGAGCUGCUCCGACGUCGAAGCCACCCAGAUAUUUUACUCAAAACGCCAGAAUUCAGCUGAGGAUUUAAGCCAGAAGAACGAGGCAAACAGCUACAGCCAGAGUCACCUCAGAAGCUACAAACCCUUUCCGUCCGGCAGCAGCCCGAACGCCACUUGGCCCCACGACCCGCAGGAUCCCCGCCGCCACUGGGACAAUACACAGACCAGAGCGUCCUCCAAUGCAGCGAGGACGGACUCAAGCCCCCUCAGAGACUUUUCCUCCCGAUUCCAUGAAGUCCCGGAGGCGGAGCAGAGAGGCGAGAGAAAGCCUCCAGCUCUGCUGAGGAACCCCAACUCAGUGCUGGAUCUCACCAGCGAGGAGCUGGUGAAGCUCAGGAGAAUCAUCCUGAGCACCUCGUGAAGCUGAGAUGGAAGGGACCAACACCACACAGAAGCUAACCCUUAAAAAAAUCGAUUCCUGUUUUGGUGAAGUUACUCUCGCAGUCCGACAGAGCAACAAACCAACGCCCAACUUCAGUAUUAGUGCCAGCUACAGAACAUGAACAUAAAGAUAAACCCAGAGUCUCAACCAAAAAAAAUCUUUUUUUUAAAGAAAAAAAAUGCUUUUGGUACUAAAAAUAAAAUCUGUAUUUGAAGUGAAGAUAAUCCAUUUAAAUCUAUUGUCCAAACCCCAAUUACUCAUGGGGAUUAAGGGCCUUUUUUUGGUUUCUCUUGUCACGUUUUUGGAAGUCACGCAACAAAAAAAAAAAAAAGUAAUAUCUUAAACUGUCAUUUUUUAUUUUAUCUUUUUAAUAUUAAGUUGUGAUAUUAAAGCUAACACUGAAACUAAAUCAAUUUUACAAAAAGUUAAAUGUAGCAUAUUUUUAAGCAUUUUGUACAGAAAUAAAACGUGUAUUAUGAAGUGAUUUAAUCUAAUUAAAGUGUAUAUAAGUGUCAUUUGGUGAUCCUGUAAACAUGCUGUAAUGAUUUAAAUAAUAAAUGUGUUGAAAUGCAUUCAUGCUGUUUUUGUGUAUUUUUAAAAAAGCAAACUUUUUUAUAAACUUAAAAAAUGUUUAUUUUAAAAAUUUCAAUUUUUACCUUUUUUUGGUGGAAGUUAUCAGACUAAAAAAGAAAAAAAGCACAGGGAAAUAUACAAGAAGGCUUCUAAAAAAAAGAAAUUUAAUAUUAAGACCACAGCUUGAAUGAAAGUCUUCAACUCAAUUUUAUGAAAAUCUGCCCUUUGGUCAGUUACUAUUCUGCAAAAUGACAUUAAUCUAAAAAAGGUUUUAAAAAGAAACACUCAGUAUAUUGAAAUUGUAUUAGCCAUGCUUCAGCAUAAAAGGUGCAAGUCCAAACUAUAAUUAUUUUAAUUUUCAACCUUUGAAUCAAAGGCCUUUAUGCGCACAUUUUUUUUUUUUUUUUUUUUUGGAGUGACGGCAGCAUAAAAACAGCAGACACUCCCACCAGGCGCUGAAUGCUUUGCGCAAAUUAUAUAUAUACUAGUAAUUAUAGUUCAUGGGAUUUAAAAGGCCAUUAAAGAAGGAACAAUGUGGGACAGAUCAUCAGUGCAAACGCUGAAUUUGUGGAUUUAUGUGGUUGAC